Molecule: messenger RNA, 684 nt
Organism: Cylindrotheca closterium
Lineage: Eukaryota; Bacillariophyta; Bacillariophyceae; Bacillariales; Bacillariaceae
Source: the annotation of a GenBank genome assembly
AUGGCUGAUCAACAAGAUAAAGCAUUCGCCAACAUUGCGCAAACCUUGCAGCUGCUACAACAGAUGCUGGCUGCACAAGCUGCUGCUCCUAUUGCUGUCCCUGCCGCGGCUGCUCCACCAGCUGUCGCGGUUCCACCAACUCCAAUCCUUGAUUCUUUUGAUGAUGCUACGCCAUUUGACAUCUCUUCUCGACAGGGUUCAGCAGCGGUGGCUCACGCCAGUGCUCCACUAAGAACCUCUUGGUCGGGAGUUCUUGAAGAACUUUUUCAGUUCGCUAAACAUACUGCCAGAGUUGAUCCUCGUGCCAUUCAGAACUCAAGAUGCCUCUACAACUGCUUAGCUUCAAGCAUAACUGGCGAUCUCAGAAUUGAAAUCUUUGGACAACCUGGAAACCUUCCUACUCACGGAGAUGGCCCGCCUCUGUUACGCAACCUCAAAUGGCACACCCAUCCUACUGCCGACUGCAAAAUCCGCAAGGCUUGGUUAGAAGAAAAAGCUGCAGCUGCUGCUGUAGCCAAUGCAGGCGAUGUUCAAUCUAAAAUUCCAAUCGAGGAAGGUUCUGCUGCGAGCAACGCCAAUUCAGGUGUAACUGCGCUUCUUGCUAAUGCACUCUUGAUGAUCGGCGAUGACGACGCACUUCAUGAUGUCAUUUCUGAGGCGCUCUCUGCCUUGCAUCAGACUUGA